This is a messenger RNA of Neurospora tetraspora, 2344 nucleotides long. RefSeq lists its product as uncharacterized. The record is from RefSeq and is a predicted model, not a curated record. The coding region runs from base 387 to 1955 and encodes 522 amino acids. Lineage: Eukaryota; Fungi; Ascomycota; Sordariomycetes; Sordariales; Sordariaceae. The transcript has a single exon.
UGCAUCGAUGUUCGAUGCAUAGGUUAUGCACCCAUGACAGCCAGCAAGGGCACUGUACAAGUAAUGCAGGAAUCGUGAAUGCGCUAGCGGAUCGCGUCGCGUUUCCACUUUACGCGUGAGAUAGUUUGACCGCGUCUCGCUCACUGACCUGAAGACCCCUGUCCCAACCUUCUUGUCUUGGCUCUCUGCUAGCACUUCUUCAAAAUCCACUUGCUCCAGUAUUUCGUUGCUACAACAAUCUCCAAACAAUGGUUCCCGGUGCCAACCUUUAAGCUUCAAAAGUUUUCUCCAUUCUACCGUUAUACCACACCAAUAAUUAUCUCUAGUUACUCCGUCAACGAGCUCAUCACGAUACAUCAACAUCAUCAACGACAACAUCAUCAAUCAUGCCCGGCGCGACUUCCUGCAACACGCGCUCCGCCCGUGGGAAGCUUAGCCCAAGUAAACAAGCUCCUCCUCCCGAUAUUAGCGACUUCGCCCGUCUUGCCAAAAAUCAACAGAGCCCCGGCAAAGACAGCACUCCGAAGAAGCGCGCCCAAGCCGAAACUACACGUACUUCCUCGAUCGAGAUUGUUCUCAGUUCAAGAAAGAGAAAAGUCACCGAUGACUCUGAUAUCGAAUCUUCGCCAACCAUCUCCAAGAAACUCCGCCAGAAGAGCGAUGACACGAAGGGCAAUGAGAACAUUGCUCCUUGCGAGACUCUACGCAAGAAGAAGAAGAAGACCGUAAGAUUCGAGGACACCGAGUCUGUCAAGGCCGAGCACGAUACAGAAAGCAACAAGCUGGACCUCAAAACCAUACCAAAAUUCUCUGCGCCAGCCGUCUCCGCAAGUCGAAAGCGGCGGUUGCUCGAGGAAGACGACGAGCCCUUACAAAAGAACAAUUGCGAUGCCACAGAAGCCGAGACACUAUUGGAACGCCUGGCUCUCCAGUCGCCAGCGAAGAGAAGAUCGAAACAUCAUGUUGGCGAAAGCAGUGAGCUCGUCCAGCUGCUUGACCUCCAAGCCGCAUUCCUCAAGACUUACACCAUGCAACUGGCCCAUAACGGCUCCAACUCGCCGGUUGACCUGCGCACACUAUUGCCCAGUGUCACCCGAACCUGGGGCAAGCGCAAGGUGACCAUCGAGGAUAUCCAGCGCUGCAUCGGCGUUCUGAACUGGGUAUCCUCUUCCAAGUCCACGGCCACCACCACAACAAGCAAUUCGCCCUCAAAAGCCCCUUUCUACCUCUCCGACUACGGUCGCGGCAAGAUCUGCAUCGAGCUACACGAAAGCCACUCGGGUCCUCUCCGGGAACACAAGCUCAACAUGGACUUCGAGUCCAACCUCCGGGCGCUCUGGCACUCGCGCCGGCCAGGCCAAGUUGCCUCCCUCUUCCUCAGCACGCUUCCGCAAGCACCGAUCAAAGCCUGCGCCUCGGCCACUAAAGCCGCCUCCCUCUUGAACAAGAACCAGCGUACUCUCGAAGAACUCAAGAACGGCGUCGUCCGCAAGCAACAGUUGCAACAAGAAAAGAAGCAGCAGCCCAUAACUCCUCCUGCUCCUCUCAAACCCGACGGCACCAAACUCUCCCUCCUCGACCGCAUCCGUCUCAAAGAGAACCAGGCCGCCCUCGCUGCUCUGACCGGCCCUUCAGCCGCCGAGCUCCAGCGUCGCGCCGCGCUGCAGCGAGCAGAAGACGUGGCGGCCGUGAUCGGGAUGCUUUGCACGGCCACGGGCGCGCAGGCGCGCAUGGCGUUUACCAUGACGGCGCUGCUGGUCAAGCUCAAGGACUCGCUGCGGACGCCCAUCUCGCAGGAGGACGCGGCGGGGUGCGUGCGGCUGUUGGUGAGCGAGGUGGCGCCACAGUGGUUGAGGAUCGUGACGGUGGGUGGGAGGGAGAACGUUGUUGUGCAGACGGCGUUGCAGCCGAGCAAGAUGGAGGUUGGGCAGAGGGCUAAGGCUUUGUUGGGUUAGGUGCAGCGAAUGCUGAUGAAGCUGGGCGAGUUAGCGUCUCGCUGGAGGAGCUAUGACGAAGAAUGUAGAGAUGAUAUCAUGGGAAAUUUAUGAACUUUCAAGGAGGGAAGGGUGUUAAGAAUUCAAAGCAUGCGUUAGUCUUUGGGAGUUUGGGAGUUUCCGUGGCUGCUGGAUAUACCCUUGUUGUAUCCUUUGGGUUGUAUAGAAAUAGAGCAUUUGGUGCUACUGAGGGACAAAUUGAAAUGCAUUCACAUACACAGCGGCGAAUCAGUUCAACUAGCAAGCAGAGCGUGGGCACCGAUAAGGAGACUGAGACAGCGCAAGGAAGAAACUGGUAAAGUGAGACGAAUUCAAAAAAGGUCUAUUUCAUCCCGUCGUCUAUCGCAGAA